CUCGAUUUCGAAUUCUGGAUACAUUCAUUUUGUGCUCAUCUUUUUUUCAUUUUAUUCGAUUGCGUUAUUUAUGGGACUCUUAGUUCAUACUAUAAUUCAAAUGAGCUGAAACACAAUAGUAAAAUAUCCCGUACAACAUUCAUAGGCCUGACGAAACUAGAAUUAUUAGGUAUUGUGAGACGAAGAUACAUUUAAAUAAAGGAAUGUAAGCCAUCUAGUUGUUUAAUCAAAUGAGCGGAACAUAUCGAAAAAUUAAUGAGCUGAACUUGUAUUUAAAGAAAUCAUUAACGGCAGCCAUCAUUAUCAUAAGGCUGCGCACCAAUUCAUUUCAGCUAUUAGUUUUCCAGGGUCGAAAUAUUGGGCAUUGUAUGGUACUAGCUAUUAACAAUAUUUGAACUGUGACGUAACUCAUUCGGAACUUUAGAAUGUCAACUUGUCUCGAUUGUUAGAUUGUCUUGUCCUCACGUUUGUGUUAUUUCUAAUUGUUGCCGAUUCUCUUCUCCUGACGCUACACUAGCACACAAUCCACUUGCAGACUAAAUGUAAACUUGUUGAAAACUGAAUAUUAUAGUUCUUUAACUAUUUUAUGGGCUCAUGUUAAUACUUCGAGCCGUUGUUUUCCUGAUCUCGAGCCUUUUCUUUUCCGAGUUUUUAUCAUAAUUACACUUUUGAUCAACGGAACCACAUGGUCUGCAGACCGUUCUCCAAGCACUCAAUUAAGUGGAAAUAAUUGAUAAAGGUGCCCUAUUAUCUACUUUGUCGCCUGUCAGAGAGAAUUAAUGCAAACUUCACCAUUUACGUUGCUUUGUGUCUUAAAUGUUGCUGAACUGUCUGCUUUUCGUCUAAAUACUCUUCGGAUUAUCACCUUGAAUUUUCAACACACCUUUUGUCUAUCCCCAAAUGUCUCCCAUGUUCGCCUUUAUUUGCAUAAAAGGCCACACGACAACUGCAAUUGUUGUUAAAAAUAUCAGAUUUUUAAAGAAAUUUAUUGAACUUGUUACACCUGCCAUUAUCGUUGAUUGUUGCAGCUACUGGAUUCAAUGAAGAAGAUGGAGACAUUAAAAUCACUUACGAACUUCACUGACAGGUUUUACGAACAAAUAAUCAAUGAAACUCAUAGUCAAUGGGAAAAUGUUUUUCUCUCUCCGUUCAAUAUCUAUACUGCCCUCGGAAUAGUUCUUUCUGGCAGUGGAAACAAUACGAAAGCCGAGAUGAUAAAGGCAAUGCAACUGUCCGACUGUUUAGAACAUGAUAAAGUUCAUCGUGAGAUUGGUCAACUUCUCAAUGAUUGUUCGAAAUCUAGUGAAGGUGUUAAUAUGAUCCUUGCUAAUAGAUUGUUCGUUGCACAAAAUGUGAGAAUCAAGGAGCAGUUCAAAACUAAUCUGAAGACAUACUACGAUGCUCCAACAGAACAUGUGGCAUUUCAGACUGACAUAGAAGGUUCUCGAAACCGGAUAAACCAGUGGGUCAGUAAACAAACUAAAGGACAAAUUCAAGAACUGCUUCCACCCGGUUUUUUAACAAAGGACACGUGUGCUGUAGUGACAGCCACUACAUACUUCAAAGGUUUGUGGAAUAUGUGUUUUCCUGAGGAUAACUCACAUACUAGCGAGUUUUAUGAAUUGAAUGGAUCAAAAAUGAGUGUGAAGUUGAUGUAUAACGAAUCAUUUUUCGAUAUGGUCAGUUUACCCCACUUAAAGUCACGUGCUGCAAAGAUACCAUUUAAAGACCCUAAGUUUACUUUAUUGAUCGUUCUUCCAGAUGCAAAUGACGGAUUGCCAGAUUUACUGGAUUCGAUGUAUAAACAUGGUGGAAUUUCUUCAAUACUUUCCACGAGUUUUGAAAAUACAAAAUUGCGUUUGUAUUUGCCUAAAUUUAAAUUAAGAGAAGGUAAUGCAAUAAAACUGAAAGAUCAUCUGCAGAAAUUGGGAAUAAACGAUGCAUUCUGUGAUUUGUCAGCUGACUUUUCAAAUAUUUCUGACUCAGAUAGGUUGUUUAUUUCAGAUGUGAUACAUAAAGCUAUUUUUGAAGUGGAUGAAAAAGGUGCAGUGGCGGCUGCAGCUACAGCAACACAAAUGGUAUUCUGCACAUCUAUAAGACCUCACAAACCUGUACCAGAAUUUCGUGUUGAUCAUCCAUUCUUUAUUUCAAUUGUUUGGAAUAAUUGUCUACCAAUAUUUCUUGGACAUAUUACAUCACCAUUGAAUGACUAAUAAUAAGAAAACUUGAUCAUUUAUUAGCUUACGAGAAUGAUUAAAUUGCCUACUAUUUAUUUUGUUAUUCAUAUAUAACUAGUAAUAAUUUUAAUGAAAGAAUUCAUAUAACUUUUAUUUCUGUGAUCAGGUAUUUUUCUAAAAUGUUUAAAUGAUUUUUUAAACUUUUCUAUAAUAUGACUUUUAUGUUCACAUGGUUUCUGAUUAGUAACUAAUAUAACUUCGUUCUGUUGUUCA
Schistosoma margrebowiei is the source of this 2450-nucleotide messenger RNA. Lineage: Eukaryota; Metazoa; Platyhelminthes; Trematoda; Strigeidida; Schistosomatidae. The record is from the annotation of a GenBank genome assembly.